Molecule: messenger RNA, 2184 nt
Organism: Plasmodium vinckei vinckei
Lineage: Eukaryota; Apicomplexa; Aconoidasida; Haemosporida; Plasmodiidae
Product: conserved protein, unknown function
Exons: 2
Coding region: 1-2184 (727 amino acids)
Cellular component (GO): mitochondrion
Source: RefSeq, a predicted model, not a curated record
AUGUACAUUAAUAAUAUAUCCCGUCGUUCUAUUAAUGACACAAAUUUUUUACAACAAAGAAAAAUAAAAUUUGGUAAUAUAAAAAAUUCAGUUAUUAAUUAUAUUAUUAAAAAAUCGUUAAAUUAUAAUAAUACUCUUACACAAUACUAUAAUUUAAAUGAAUUAAAUAAUUUUAAAAAGUCUAUAAAAAAUAUGAACAGUCAUAAUUUUUUGAAUAAUAAAAGUGUAUGCUAUAUAAAAAAUUUUUUACAUUUAAAUCGUAAAUAUCAUGCACAAAGACAACAUAUAUCCACUUUUAUAAAAAAAAAAUACACAUUAUCUUUAAUUAAAAGAAGAAAAAAAAUUAUACCCAAUAAUUGUUUUAAAUCUGGAAUCCAUAUAAAUAAUAUAUUCAAAUCAAAUUCUUUACCUAUAUCCUAUAAUUUCAAACUCUUUUUACAACCCAAUCAAACACAAUUAAAUAAUAUUAUUAAGCGUGAUCAAAUUAAAAACUUUAAAAUACUUAUAAAUAAGUCAUUUUAUUCUUCCACAACUAUACAUGAUGGAAUAAACACACACACAUUUCAUACCAAAAACAUAAUUCAAUAUAAUAAUAAAAAAUAUAAUACUUACAAAAUUAAAAAAAAAUUACUAAAAGGAAGAAAUAUAAAUACAGCUAUAAAUUAUGCCCACAGAAUACAGCUAUUGAGAAGGACGAUAAAAAAAAAAAAAAAAAAAUGGCUUAACAAAUUAGUAAAAAAAAAAAAUAAUAGUAAAAUAAUAAAAUUACAAUUAAAUAUCCAAAAAAGACAAAACAAAAAAUGUCUUAAAAAUUAUCCAACGAAUAGAAAACAUAAUUGUGAUAUAUAUAAAAAUAAUUUUAAAAAUCCCAAGCGCCCCAAAUGGGAUACUAUGCAAAAUCUCAAUACUCUUGAUGUUGAAAAUAACAACCAUAUAGACGAUAAUUAUUUAAAUAAAACCCUACAAGACACAAAUCAUAAUCAAACCAAUAGUGAUAAAACAUCCUAUAAAAAAAAUAAUAAUUUAUCAAAAGAAUUUGAUAAUAAUACUGAUGAAAAGACAUCACAAGAAAAAGCAGAAAAAAAUUUAAAAAAACAUGAUUUACUAUUAGUAGCUCUAUCUGGUUGUAUUCCAUUUAUUUGUUUUGGUUUUAUCGAUAAUUCUUUUAUGAUAAUUUCAGGAGAUUUAUUUGAUUCAACAUUUUGCACAAUUUUAGGAUUAAGUACAAUGGCUGCUGCUGGUCUUGGAAAUCUAACCAGUGAUGUCUUGGGAAUAUUUAUAGGAGGCUAUAUUGAAAAAAUGAUUGUAUGUAUUGGAUUCCCUAGAAUAAAUUUAACAAAUAAACAAUUAAAAAUGAAUCGAACACGAAAAUAUUACUACUUAGGUAGUGCAGUAGGUAUUGCCAUAGGAUGCUUACUAGGCAUGGUACCCUUACUCUUUAUAGAUAGCACAAAAUUAGAAGAAAAAAAAAAUAAAUUUAAAAAAAAAAAAAAAAAAGAACAAGAACUACAACAUCCAGAAAAACAUACACAAGAAAUUCAUAAUGAUAAUCAAAAUUCAAAUAAAAAAUUAAUCGAAUUUGUAUCAAAAAAAUUGCCACAAUAUAUUAAUUCAAGUUAUGCAUUUUUAUUUAUUUUUGAUAAAAAUAAAAAUCAAUUUUACACACUAAUUAAUAAUAACCUUAUUUAUAUUCCUACUACUCAUGAUAUAAUAUCUAAAGCACAUAUAAAAAAACAAAUUGUAAAUUAUUAUAAUCAUAAUCUAACCAAUAUAUAUACAAACCCAUUUGAUAUGACAAAUAUGAACAAGCAAGGUGAUUUGCAAUCCGUUCUAAAUAAAUCAAACCAUGCACAGGAUGAAAAUAAUAAUAAUUAUGAAAUCGCAAAAAUCAAUGACGCCUUUUUCAAACAUCAUGGAAUAAAUGCCAAUCAAGUUUUAAUUGCCCCUGUCUUUGGAACAAAUGAAUCCAUAAUUGCAAUAAUAACAGUAGUUAAUUCAACAAAAAAAAUCCCAUUUUCAGAUAAAGAUUCUCAUUUUCUAAAUUUAUUUUCAUCUCAUAUUUCUAAAGAAAUAGAAGGAAAAAGUGACCUUGAUACAUCACUAAGGUUUGAGAAAAAAAACACAUUUAAUAUUUAUAUUUUCAUUUAUAACAAUGUUAUAAAAAAUGUACAUUUAAAAAAAUAA